Messenger RNA from Haemorhous mexicanus (house finch), 9041 nucleotides. RefSeq names its product fer-1 like family member 6 (gene FER1L6). The record is from RefSeq and is a predicted model, not a curated record. Gene Ontology annotation, cellular component: membrane. Bases 183 to 5768 code for a protein of 1861 amino acids. Lineage: Eukaryota; Metazoa; Chordata; Aves; Passeriformes; Fringillidae. The transcript is spliced from 41 exons. Gene Ontology annotation, biological process: plasma membrane organization.
AUCCUGAGUAUAAUUCAGUGUUUAAACAGCCUCACCCUGCCCUGGCGGAUCUCUGGGUGGGUUAAUCAUAAACACAGGCAGAAUCCCUAUGGCAGCCAAAGGGUGAAGAGUGGAGUGUCUGGCAUGUGUGGGAUGAGUUGCUGAAGGCCAGCUUGACACCAGACAACAGGAAAGUGUAGGAGAUGGAAGGAAAAAAGCCCAGAAAGGGGCUGUUUGCUGGCAUGAAGCUGAAGAAGAAGAAAAAAGGCGAGAAAGGGCUGACUAUUGCAAACAAAGACGCAUUGGGUGAUCAUGAUGAGAUUUCAAGUUUUCUCCAUGACACUCUUGGAAGACAGGGAGAGGCAGAGGAAGACCUAAUGAACAGUGAUGCUCUGUCCAGUGCUUUUGGAUCCUUAAGCCCAAAUAGGAAAAGGGCAAAGCUGGUGACCAGAAUUCAUGAAGAGGAGAUGAAAUCCCAGAACUACCAGAUUGCCAUCACCAUCAUCGAGGCCAGGCAGCUGGUGGGCGAGAACAUCGACCCUGUGGUGAUCAUCGAGAUAGGUGAUGAGAAGAAGCAAACAACAGUAAAAGAAGGCACAAAUGCCCCUUUCUACAAUGAAUACUUCGUGUUCGAUUUCGUUGGACCACAGGUGUUGCUGUUUGACAAAAUAAUCAACAUCUCUGUUAUGCACCAUAAACUGAUUGGGAGUGUGCUGAUAGGCUCCUUCAAAGUGGAUCUGGGGACAGUGUAUAUUCAGCCAGGUCAUCAGUUUUGUGACAAGUGGGCACUUCUCACAGACCCUGCUGACAUUAGGACAGGAGCCAAAGGGUACCUGAAGUGUGACCUCAGUGUGAUGGGGAAAGGUGAUGCAAUACAAGCCACACAGAAAACAGCUGAUACUGAGGAACAGAUUGAAAAGAAUCUCUUGAUCCCCAAAGGCUUCCCAUCUGAAAGACCAUGGGCCAGAUUUUAUGUGAGAAUUUACAAAGCAGAAGGACUUCCAAAAAUGAACUCUAGCAUCAUGGCCAAUGUCACCAAAGCAUUCAUAGGCGACAGUAAGGACCUUGUGGAUCCCUAUGUGGUGGUCAUGUUUGCAGGGCAAAUGGGCCGGACAACCGUGCAAAAGAACUGUGCAGAUCCUGUGUGGCACGAGCAGAUUAUCUUCAAAGAAAUGUUCCCUCCACUCUGUCGAAGAGUCAAAAUCCAGGUCUGGGAUGAAGGCAGCAUGAAUGACGUGGCCUUGGCCACCCACUUCAUUGAUUUGAAGAAAAUAUCAAAUGAACAAGAUGGUGACAAAGGGUUUCUGCCUACCUUUGGGCCUGCCUGGAUCAAUCUCUAUGGCUCACCCAGGAGCCACAGCCUCAUUGAUGACCACCAGGAGCUUAAUGAAGGUUUUGGAGAAGGGGUCUCCUUCAGGGGACGUCUCUUCCUUGAGAUUGCUGUGGAGAUACUUUCAGGAGGAGCCCGUGAGUCGAAGUUUUCAAGCAUUAUCAAGGAUAUCAAAUUGUCAUCUAAAGAUAAAGCACUGAAAGGAAAAGACAAAACUGACAAAGCAGGAGAGGACCGAAAGUCAGCUUCUCCUUCAGACAAGAUGAACUCAACUGAAGUGGAAGUUGAGCCAUUUGAUGUACCUUUAGAGAUCUAUGAAGAGAAAUUUGAAGAAUUCCUUCUCUUUGGGACAUUUUUUGAAGCCACAAUGAUUGAUAGGAAGUUUGGAGACAAGCCAAUAACCUUUGAGGUUUCUGUUGGUAACUUUGGGAAUACUACUGAUGGAGUGCCAGCAGGAGCUGGAGGCAAAAAGAAGACACAUAAUGGAGAAGCAGAAGAAAGCCUUCUGUAUGAGGGGGAAGAUGACAUUUCUCAUGACCUUGGGGUACCCCUGGUAUCUACCACACCCCCUGAGAAGCCACUGAUCACAGGUGGGAACAGGAACUACCAGUACCUGCCCUAUGAUGAGAGGAAGCCCUGUAUCUGUGUAAAGAGCUGCUGGGGCAGCCAGACCUUUCGGCUGUACUCUUCCAACACUCUUGAGAAAAUGGCAGAUCACCUGGAAGAAUCAUUAGAGCAAGUAAAGGACUUGAUCAAGGUUUCAGAGACUGCAGCUGAGGAGAAAAUGAAGAAGACCCUAAAUGGUUUUAUCAAUCAAAGCAGGGCAUUCAUGGUCAUUGCUGAAAAGAAGCCCAAAGGGUUGAACUGCACUGCUUUGGACAAAAAGAGGCUCAUGCUGUUCAAGCAAGAGCUGGAAGCAAUGUCCAGUGAUGCCAAGGGAAUUGUUCAGCAGCAGAAAAAGAAGAUGCCAGUGGAUGAAAUGAUCCGUGAGACCCAGGGCUUUAUAGAUAAAAUUCGAUUCUUGGCUGAUGAGCCACAGAAUACAGUGCCUGAUGUGUUCAUCUGGAUGAUCAGCAACAACAAAAGAGUUGCAUAUGCCAGAGUCCCAGCAAAAAACAUCCUCUACUCCCCAGCAAAAGAGCAGAGAGGCAAGGACUGUGGGAAGAUUAAAACUCAUUUCCUGAAGCUGCCAGGCAAGCGCCCUCUGGGCUGGACUGUGCAAGCAAAGGUGGACAUCUACCUAUGGCUUGGACCCAGCAGCUAUGCCCACAGUGCCAUGGAGAAUUUGCCUGUAGGAUAUGAGAUUGAAUUAGCAUCCUACACCAACUCAGGGCACAGUGUGCUGCCCUCCUCUGCUUGCCUGCUGUAUAAAACCCUGCACCUCUUCCAGCUGAGAGCCCACAUGUACCAGGCCAGGGGGCUCAUUGCUGCUGACAGCACUGGACUUUCUGAUCCUUUUGCAAAAGUUACUUUCACAUCACGCUGCCAGACCACAAAGAUCAUUUCUCAGACAUUGUCCCCCACCUGGAACCAGACACUGCUUUUCAACAGCGUUGUGCUUCAUGGUGACAAAGAGGAGAUCGCGCAGUGCCCGCCGGAGGUUGUCAUCGAGCUGUACGAUGAUGAUGCAGUGGGUAAGGCAGAAUAUAUUGGGUCUACAGUGGCUGCCCCUGUGGUGAGACUUGCUCAUCAAAACUAUGAACCACCAAAACUUUGUUACCAUCCAGUGCACUGUGGAAGUCUUUCAGGAGGAGACCUUCUUGCCACAUUUGAGCUUCUGGAGAUUCCUGAGUCAGAUCCAGACAGACUUCCCCCUCUGGAUCCACCAGAUAUUGGCCAGAUUUACCCAGUCCCAGCUAACAUACGCCCUGUUUUAAGCAAAUACAGAGUCGAGGUCCUGUUCUGGGGCGUUCGAGAGCUGAAGAAAGUCCAGCUCCUCUCCGUAGAUCGGCCCCAGGUUCUCAUCGAGUGUGCAGGGAAAGGAGUCAAAUCCUCUGUCAUACAGAGCUACAAGAAAAAUCCCAAUUUCACUGGCCUGGCAGACUGGUUUGAAGUGGAGCUGCCUGAAAAUGAACUCUUGCAUCCACCACUAAGCAUCUGUGUGGUCGACUGGAGAGCGUUUGGGAGGAGUACUCUUGUUGGAACACAUACCAUCAACUGUCUGAAGCAAUUCCUAUGUAAAGCCCCAUUAGCUGCACCUAACAGAGUAGACAUUGCAGAAACUGAGAAGGUUUCAGUUUCAGCUUCUCCUGAGUCAUCCCAGCCUGCUGAGCUAUCCCAGGAAAAACCAUUUUCCGCUGAUGAGAUCUAUGCUGAGGUGGAGCAGGGUAAAUGGACAGUGGUAGAGCCAGACCCAUCCCUCACAGCACCUCCUGCCACUGAACCAGAGCACUCUGCCUCUGAGCCAGGGAAAGAGAAGAAGCAGAAGGAGAUUAAAAAAUCCAUCCGACGGUCAACAAGGAGGAGAAAAAGAACCAUUGCAGAUGAAUCAGCAGAAAAUGUUAUUGACUGGUGGUCAAAAUACUAUGCUUCUGUGCUCAAAAUGCAAAAGGCAAAAGGAAUUUUUUCCAGUGAAGGAAAACCUGAAGACAAUAAGCAGACUUCUGACCACAUAGCAUUGAUUAUAGAGGAUGAGCCAGACAAAAAGAAGAAGGAUAAGACAUUGAAAAGGAUACAGAAGGAAACUCCAAACCUAGCAACACUGCAGAUUUAUGAAGGAGACUUGGAGAGUGAAUUUAAUAACUUUGAGGACUGGGUGAAAACUUUCCAGCUCUUAAGAGGAAAAUCUAAUGAUGAAGUUCAUGCUGAUUCUGAUGACAGAAUAAUAGGAAAAUUUAAGGGCUCCUUCUGCAUAUACCCAAGUCCUGAGGAUGGCAGCUUGCUGGAUGGAGGGCAGCCCCGUAUCCUGCAAGGGAUCCCCCCAAACCACCCUGUCAAAGUGCUCAUCAGGGUUUAUAUCGUGGCAGCAUUCAACCUCAGCCCAGCUGAUCCAGAUGGGAAGUCAGAUCCCUACAUUGUGCUGAGGCUGGGCAACACAGAAAUUAAAGACAGGGAGAACUACAUCCCCAAGCAGCUAAACCCAAUAUUUGGAAGAUCAUUUGAAAUCCAGGCUACAUUCCCCAAGGAUUCCUUGCUCACAGUCCUGAUCUAUGACCAUGACUUCAUUGGGACAGAUGAUCUUAUUGGAGAGACUAAAAUUGAUUUGGAAAAUCGUUUCUACAGCAGACAUCGAGCUACCUGUGGGUUACAGAGUCAAUAUGAAAUAGAAGGGUACAAUGCAUGGCGAGAUGCAACCAAGCCAAGUGAGAUCCUCACUAAGCUGUGCAAGGACUACAGAAUAAGUGGGCCCUUCAUGAGGCCAGGAGAGAUACAAGUAGGAACAAAAAUCUUCAAGGGACAGACAGUCUUCACAGAAGAUGAGAAUGAGGAGCCAGUUGAAUCAUACGAACAUCUCUCCUUAAAGGUUUUACGUGCUUGGGAAGAAAUCCCUGGAGCUGGCUACAAACUGGUCCCAGAGCACAUUGAGACUCGGCCCCUCUACCAUAAGGACAAGCCAGGCAUGGAACAGGGUCGUGUACAGAUGUGGGUUGACAUGUUUCCUAAUGAUAUGCCUCUGCCAGGACCCCCUGUGGACAUUUCACCAAGAAAACCCAAAGGAUAUGAACUGAGGGUAAUAAUCUGGAAUACAGAGGAUGUUAUUCUAGAAGAUGAAAACAUCUUUACGGGGCAAAAAUCAAGUGAUAUCUAUGUAAAAGGGUGGAUAAAGGGCCUGGAAGAGGACAAACAGGAGACAGAUGUACAUUACAAUUCCUUGACAGGAGAGGGCAACUUCAACUGGCGCUUCGUGUUUGCCUUCCACUACCUCCCAGCAGAGAAACAAAUGGUGGUUACUAAAAGAGAAAACAUAUUUUCCUUAGAAAAAACAGAACGCAAAAUACCUGCUGAGCUGGUGCUUCAGGUGUGGGAUUUUGAAAGACUCUCUUCAGAUGAUUUCUUGGGCACUCUUGAGUUGGACCUGAAUGGGUUCCCUCGGGCAGCAAAGACAGCCAAGAGCUGUGACUUAGGCACAGUUGUGGCAGCAAGUGAAGAAAACAAGAUCUCCAUAUUUCAGCAGAAGCGCAUCAGAGGCUGGUGGCCUUUCAUCAAGGCUGGGGAGCUCACGGGCAAGGUGGAAGCUGAGUUUCAUUUGGUCACAGCAGAAGAAGCUGAGAAGAAUCCAGUAGGCAAAGCUCGAAAGGAGCCUGAGCCCUUGGAAAAACCCAAGAAUGAUGACUCUACCACUUCCCUGGGAAGCCUGUUCCAGUGCUUGACAGCCCUGUUGGUCAGUAAAUUUUUCACCAAUACACAAUCUAAACCCUCCUUGAAGCAACUUGAGGUUAUUUCCUCUCAUCCUGUAAUUUGUUACUUGGAAGAGGACACCAAUUCCCACCUGGCCAUAGCCUCCUAUCAGGUGGUGUAAAGAGCAAUAAGGUCUCCUCUGAAGCCUUCUUUUCUCCAGGAUGAACAGCUUGAGUUCCCUCAGCUGCUUCUCACAAGACUCGUGCUCAGACCUUUCACCAGCAUCAUUGCCCUUCUUUAGACACACAAAGGAUGUGAUUUCCACCUCUAAUUUUAUUGUUCUUUAUACUCAAAGAAUGAAGAUGCUUAUUUUCCAUCAUAAGACUUUUUAAUGAGGACAUUGUAAGUGUUUUAGCAAAGGCAAGUGAUAUAGAAGGAGUAAUUUUUCUUUCAGUAUUUGUCACAUUUAAAAAGUAUCAGCUGAGGUUUUUGCAUUCAGGAACAAAGUACUUUUUAAUCUAUUUUGGCUCAAGUGCUUUGUUCUACUAAAACACUUGAGCAGUUUUUUUAUGAGGUAGAUAAAAAAAAAAGAGUGUGAGAAAUUGAUGUUAUAUUUCCUGCUACCAAAGCUUCUAAAAUUCAAUUGCUAGUCAUAAUGGUAAUGAUUACACAUUCUGUCUAAUUUUGUUGGUUUGAGAUACAUCUCAGGAUAAACAUGAGAAAGGAGGAAACAGCAUAAAGGAAUUAUCAGAUCAGAGGUAUCAGAGCAUUGUUUAAAAUUAGCCUUGGAAAGACUUUAAUCCAUCACUUCACCCAACCCCUUUACCCAAAGGCAGGAUGAGCUUUGCCUGACAGGAGUCUGCAUGAAAGAUUCCCAGUAAUGAAAACUAAAGCACCUCUUAGAGGAGAGAGGAAUGGGAUAGCUCUGAAAUACAUGUGGUGGAAGGCAGUCAGCCUAGGGAGUUUUAAGAGGGAGUGUCAAGUGGAAUAGAAGGAUUACAUGUCCAGAGGGGUGUCAACAGGAUACACAAGGCAUUGUCUUAUUUUCCUCCCAUUUUUUGAGACCCAGCUCAUGCACCCAUGGCUGCCUUGGGCUCCCUGUGUUUUCAGCUCAAGGGCAUUUUAUCUGCAAAUGCGCUGCUGGGCCAAAAAGUUGUCACCAGCCUGGUGGCCUCUUCUCUGCUGCACAGUCUGGAGGUGUUUUGAUCCAGAAGCCACAAAACCAGAGUCUUCCUCCAGAUCUUGCACUGAGUUAUCAGAGGUUUUUGUGGUGUGAAUACACAGCCAACAUAUGGCUCAAUAUAAUUCUAUCUCAACUUAGAUGAAGGCCUCAAUUAAAUCAAAAGUAGGGUGGGGAUAGUGUCAUUUGACAAUUCCCAUCUCAGAAGCAAAACAUUCAGGCUCCUUUUGUAGCUGCUCAUGGUACAGGUGGAGGACUCAUCCCAUAUCCUUAGGACACAUAUCCUGAGAUAUGAGCUGGGGAAAGAGAUGACUUUGCCUUCUGAAGGUCCUUCCUCUCCCCAUGCGGGCAGGCCAUGAAACACCAGACUGAGCACCCAGGCUUUAAAGUUGGGCAGAAUAAGUCCUUAGGUUACUAAAGCAAUAUCAGCAUGUGAAUAAUAAAAAUUAUUUUAGCUAGACACUCACUCACUGGAAAGAAAAUAAACUAACAGUUGAAGACAGAGCAUGCCUCAUUUCAUUAAAGUUUAAAGAUAUUAAAGUUUACCAACUCAGUGCCCCCAAAUCAUGCAAUAUGUGGUUCAUACAUGCAGAGUAGUCACAAUCAGCUGGGAGAUAAAAAAAAAAAUUGAUUCUACCCUUCAAAUGAGUUCUCUUCAGGAAGGAGUGGAUCUCAAAGACCUCUUUUCUCAGGACCUCCAGGUCUCUCUGCCAGUACUGUAGAUUCAUUCUAAUUUUUUUGCUUAUCAUGUAGGAACGACCCGAGAAGCAGAGACAUUUUCAGAUUUUUUUGUGAAAUUAUUCCUUUUAAUUAAGAAACAAAAUAAUUUCAAAACAAAAAAGAAUUUUCUAGGACCUAUAGACAGUAGCAGACUCUUUAAUGUGCCAGAGCAAAGGUGGACAAAGAUUAAAUGUCUGUGAACUAUGGAGAGGAGCAUGCAAACAAAGAAUAAGGUUCAAUGAGUGUAAUUUCCUGCUGGCCAAAGCACUAUGAGGUUAUUCAUCUCUUCAGUGCUGCUGAUCAAGACAUGAUGCCUUUCUGGAUGCAGUCUAUUAUAAUAAAUACACUGCUAUAACUGGUAAUGAGUUCUAUUGCCCACGUUGCAAAGGAAACAAAUUAAAUAAGCAAGUCUGGCUUGCUUUUUUUUCCCCCCCAGCCUUUAAAGGUUAUGAAAAGUACUCAAGCAGUUAGUACAGGCAGACUAAGUAGUCUGCAUGCAGAUGGUACAUGCAUGCAGUACUUCAGUUUAGUCUGCAUGCAGUUAGUACCUGCAGACUAAACUGAAGUAGUUUUAGUCUUCAGGGUGUCCAAUUUUUUAAUAAUUCUUUUUAACCUGGAGGGCUGAUUCGAUUAUUUAUUUCUGAAUAAUAUCCACCUCAAUAAAAAGCCCAAUCUUUUAUAAAAAGAUAUUCAGUUGGCCUUUUACAUUCACAGGCUUUCUGUCACAUUGGCAUUCACUUCCACUGGCUUAAUGCUGAGUUCACUAGAUAAUAAAGACAUUGACUAAAUUCCUGGAACACCUUUCUGGAGUGAGACAUGGCCACAGCUUUUUGUGAACCUCAGUUAAUUUCAUUCUCCUUAUUGCUGCACCAUCUGCACAAUUACAGUGACACUGGAUAAGAAAGACAACCUGCCCAGGUUUUGCAGGUGUUAGUGUUGCCCAACACCACUGCAUUCAUCAGGCCAUCCCACUGAAGAGCUGGCAGAUGCUGCCUUGGGUAGGGCUGUUGGAGCAGCAGCACAGUGCCCUCCCAGCCCAGGUGUCAUGUCAGAGGAGACACCAAGCCAACAUUUUUCCUAAGCAGAACCCUGUUUUCCUCUCUGUGUGCAGUCAGCUUUGUUGUACAGUGGGAAGAAACUUUUGGGUAUGGAGGAGAGCACAACAUGGGGCAAUAUUUGGAAAAACUUGGAUUGCUGGUUGCAGAUAUUCUCCACUGGAAGAAGGUGGCUCUUCUUUAUGUACACAGGCAAACCACCUGGGUUUCAUUUCAUCAUUCCCUGUAUUCAAGAGGCCUGUGUUAAAUUUCCUUCUGAAAAUACACCAUUUUGGGCCACAUGCCAGACCUGAGCUGACUCUGAUUAUUAUGGCACCUUGACUACCACUGUGCAAUCAGACUUUUUGUAGUGGCUCAUUACCACUUUUGUGAUGCUAAAUUCCUUGAAAUUACUAGAAAGCUUUUGUACCCAAGUUUAUGAUGCCUGCGUUUCUUCUUUAGGGUUUAUCAGGAUCUUGUUUCCAAUUUUGAACCCUAUAUCAUGACAUAAAUUGAAGUA